UACAGAAGCCUUAUAGGAAGUGUCCAAACUAUUUAAAACGUUUGGCUCGUCCAGGAUUGAUGUUUUUCUUAACGGUUAUUUUUCAGCGGAGAGUGACGCGUGAUACUCCGUGCACCGAUGUGACGAGGAGCGAUUAGUAGCUUUUUUCUUCGCGAACAAACUGCAGAAAUCUUGACGACUAACAGAAGAAACUUAAACAGACAUUAUCCAAGUGGUUCGUGUAUGUUAUCCCAGCAGUUACAAUGUUUUGUCUGUACUUCAUUGUCCGCGGUUGAACUAUUGUAGUGUAGCUCACAAACGUACGCGCCGAGCGUAAACAAUAAUUAUGCGCAGGUCUGAUUACUAACAAUGUCCGUAUGAUUAUUACUCCGGAUGCGGAACUGUUUAAUUAGUUUUAUUUCUGAGUAAUAGAAAGCCCGUAGUUGUCAUCCGGACGGCGGAUAAGUUCCUUCCACAGGAGGUAAUUUCACUUGUGUCCACAGAGCGGUACUAUUCAUUGACAAUAACGGGAGAAGCGCUUCUAUAGGUACAGUACUGGCAAGAUCCCGAUUCGACGUCGUUUUAACUUUCUCUCAGUUAUAAAAAUGGAUAUGCUUUGUGUGUGUAAGAUCGGAUACAGCAUCUGUCCGUAAAGGGAAAAAAACGUUUGAAGGCAAAAUUGUUCUUGUGCGAGCAUGGGAAUUGUUUCUCAACUUUCGCUCGAGGUCAGGCAUAUUGACCUUUGAAGAAUGCAUAAGCCAUAAAUUAAAAUGAAGUACUCAUCCAAAGCUGAUCCAUUUAGAGACAAUAAGCAACUUGGACAAGCAGACUGCUUUUAGUCUCUCCCAGCGUGAAAAAAACGGUGCUUUGAAACACACUGCAUUCAGACUAAAAGACUUUCUGCCCGUGGAUUUGGGGAGGAACUUGUGGUUUUGUGCAAGCAAAGAGCAUUUCCUAACUGGAUCCGGCGAGCAGAUACCGACAGAUCGCAGACGAACGCUUAUGGUGCCAGUCAUUUUCAUGAAUUCAAAAUCAACUCACCAGUGAUCUUUGGGAGCUGGGGAUAAAGUCUUUCUGUUUAUAACCCAAAUGCUGAACAUGGAGGGCUUUCUGCGUAGCAGCUUUUUACUGAGCAGAAUCAUGUCUUCCAAGCAAGCCACCUCUCCAUUCGCCUCGACCCCUGACGGAGGCGAGGAUGGAGUGAAUCAGGAGCGCAUGUCCUGGGAGAAAGAGGAGAACACGGAGUCACUAGUUGCCCCUCAGCUGCCCCUGCACAAUCUGCUCCACAACAAACCUCCCCCGGAGGAGCUCCAGCCAAUCAGCAGCAGCGUGCCGCCCGAAUCCGACUGGGACAGCCUGAUGUCGGCCCAGCAGCGCAUGGAAUCGGACAGCAAUAAAGUAUGUUCCUUAUACUCCUUCCGGAAUAACUCUACCUCUCCACACAAGCCAGAGGAGGGGGCCAGGGAGCGCGGCGACCUGCUGAGCAGUUCAGCCUUCGGAACGCCAGAGCGCCGCAAAGGAAGCCUGGCCGAUGUGGUGGACACACUGAAACAGAAGAAACUAGAGGAGAUGACAAAGACAGAGCAAGACGAAUCCUCCUGCAUGGAGAAACUCCUUUCUAAAGACUGGAAAGAGAAGAUGGAGCGACUCAACACAGGCGAGCUGUUAGGAGAAAUUAAAGGUACUCCAGAAAGUCUCGCAGAGAAGGAGCGACAGCUCUCCACCAUGAUCACACAGCUCAUCAGCCUGCGAGAGCAGCUCUUGGCCGCCCAUGAUGAGCAGAAGAAACUGGCCGCCUCACAGAUGGAGAAACAACGUCAGCAAAUGGAGCUGGCACGCCAACAGCAAGAGCAGAUUGCCAGACAACAGCAGCAACUUCUGCAGCAACAGCACAAAAUCAAUCUCCUCCAGCAGCAGAUCCAGCAGGUCCAGGGUCACAUGCCUCCACUCAUGAUCCCCAUUUUUCCACACGACCAGCGCACUCUGGCAGCAGCCGCGGCAGCCCAGCAGGGCUUCCUCUUCCCCCCAGGCAUGUCCUAUAAGCCAGGUGAUAACUACCCAGUGCAGUUCAUUCCAUCCACAAUGGCAGCUGCUGCCGCGUCAGGACUCAACCCUCUCCAGCUCCAGCAACUCUACGCCGCCCAGCUGGCCAGCAUGCAGGUCUCUCCAGGAGCCAAGAUGCCUCCGCUGCCCCAGCCCCCCAAUUCUACUGGGCCGAUCUCCCCGUCUGGCUUGAAGAAUGAAAAGAGGGCCUCAACCCCCCUGGCUCAAGUCAAGGAGGAAGGAACGCAGCCUCUCAACCUCUCUGCCCGGCCCAAGACAGCUGAGCCCGUCAAAUCCCCCACAUCCCCGACACAGAGCCUCUUUCCAGGCAACAAGAGCAGCCCGAACAGCCUGUCCAAAAGCGGAGGCAUCCCCAGCCCCAUCGGAGGAAUGGGCCGUGGCUCGUCUCUGGACAUCCUGUCCAGCCUGAACUCAACAGCACUGUUUGGAGAUCAGGAUGCAGUGAUGAAGGCCAUCCAGGAAGCGAGGAAGAUGAGGGAGCAGAUUCAGAGAGAGCAGCUUCAGCAUCAUCAGCAGGGAAUGGAGGCCAAGUUGUCUGCCCUCACCAGCAUGGGCCUGAACAACUGCAGGGCUGAUAAGGAGAGGUCUCAUUAUGAUAACCUGGGCCAUCACCUGGGCAAACUAGGCGAGGAUGGAAAGAUUGGUCACAGAGUCAUCGACCUUACCAGGCCAGAGGAUUUCGAGGGGUGUAGGGAACUGAAUGGCUCUGCAGAUAAACCACAUCAGUAUUAUUGUUGGCCAACAGGAGGCGCCAGCACUACCGAGGCACGGGUCUACAGGGAACCCCGGGGAAGGAACAGCAACGAACCUCACAUCAAACGGCCCAUGAACGCCUUCAUGGUCUGGGCCAAAGAUGAGCGCCGCAAAAUCCUUCAGGCCUUUCCAGACAUGCACAACUCCAACAUCAGCAAAAUCUUGGGAUCUCGCUGGAAGUCCAUGACGAACCAGGAGAAACAACCGUAUUACGAGGAGCAGGCACGGCUCAGCAAGAUCCACCUGGAGAAGUAUCCCAACUACAAGUACAAGCCCCGGCCCAAGCGCACCUGCAUCAUCGACGGCAAGAAGCUGCGCAUAGGCGAGUACAAGCAGAUGAUGAGGUCGAGGAGGCAGGAGAUGAGGCAGUUCUUCACUGUGGGGCAGCAGCCACAGACGCAGAUCCCCAUCAGCACCAGCGCAGGUGUCGUUUACCCCGGUGCCAUAACCAUGGCGACCACUACGCCCUCCCCUCACAUGACGUCAGACUGCUCCAGCGCCUCGGCCAGCCCCGAGCCCACCAUCCCCGUCAUCCAGAGCACGUUCAACAUGAAGAUGGAACCGGGCACCAUGGUGUCCAACGACCCCGUCAACGGAGAGGACGAGAUGGACAUGUACGAGGACUUUGAGGACGAGCCCAAAUCGGACUACAGCAGUGAGAACGACACACAGGAGCCGGUCAGUGCUAACUGAGGCCAGCGAAGAAUAUCCUUUUAUUAGAGGGAAAACUGAAGAAGAGAACAAAAAAAAAAAAGAAAUCAAAAAACUCGUUUCUGAUGAUAUACAUUUCGGGAGCCAGCAUGCAGAUGUGGCUCCUGCAGAUUUAACAGCUAUUGGUCUUAAGUGUUUCUCCGAGUGUGAGACAAUUUGAUUGUGUUUUAUUUUGGCUUUUUUUUUAAUUGUUAUUUUAUUGAAUUUUUUUUUUCUCUCGUGUUUUGAUCAUGGACAAUUUAGGGUAUUUCCUACGACAUUUUUGAAUAAUAGGACUUGACGAUUGAAACAUUUCAUAUGAAUGCAUAACUCACAGUCUUACUUAAAUUCAUAUGGUAUUAUUUUUUCUUUUGAAGCGUACAUUACUGUUUUCGAUGGGGUUCUAUAUCUCACUCAGGUAUGCUGUACCAGCCAACAGCUUGUGAAUGUUUUUAAUCAGAACUAUUUAAAAUGAAAAAACGACACUUCAUUUGACAUUUCAGAAGUCCUUACAUUUGCUGAACCAUUGAGGGAAAGCCUAAAACUCCCCAUUAUUAUUGUUGUUCUUGUUAUUAUUAUUAUUAUUAUUAUUAUUAUUAUUAUUAUUAUUAUUAUUACUACUACUACUACAAGUCCAGAUGUGCCAAACAUAUCAUAAGCUUCCUGCUCUUAAAUCUUAAAUUUAAAAGUCUUAAGGGAGAGACUGCAUGAGUCUUAGACAAUCCUUGCAAACUUAUCUACAAAGCCCACUGUUGUUGUUUUUUUUCCUCCUCUCCAUUGACUACAACGUCCAAAUGCUCAGGAACUAAAAAAAGUCAUAGUUCUCCAGGAGGUUCAAUGCAGUGAUCGCCCCGACCACCACCGCCCUCGCCUAGUCUUACCCACUCGGUUCUUAAUCACAGUGAUUGUAAUCAGGCCAGAAUGCCAAGGGGCCAAAUGGCAUCCAAUCUGCAGAAUUGGACAGGCAGCGAAAGGCAGCUUUGGUGUAUUACAAUCACAAAUUGCUGUUGUACAAUAUGUACACGCACAUUCUGCUAAAGUCUUUAGCCCCGUUUUCCAGGGCAGCAAGUUUUUAUUUACGCUGUUGUAAUCUUAACUGACAGAGAUAGUCUUAAAGCCCUUUGGGCUUCUGCAACGUAUUCAUCGUUAAGUCUUAAGAGAACGUCCAGGAUGUUUUGGCCAGUUAUGCAGAUGGUUAAGGAGAAAAUUAAUAAAUAAUGGCACUUAUUUUCCAAAUUUGAUUUGAGAUAGCUUAAUUGUAUUUACGUUUGUUGAAACAAAAUGCACAAUCAUUUUACUUGGAUCGGAUCUUUUUUUGAGCACUUGGGAGGGAAAAAAGACAAUUCAAACAGGCGGUCCUGCGCUCGACUGAAUUAUCCGCUCGUUCCGGAUCUCAGGUUGUUUUCGUGUGGAAGGACGGCCAAGAAGCAGCCAGCGGUCAGGGCCUCUUGUUUUAGGCUUUGGCCCUACCGAAGGCUCCUACGGGGUGCGAGCGCCAUUCACCUCCGCUCACCUGACCUCUGCCCAGCGCACGCCCUGCCUCAAGGGGCUGCCAUCUGGCUCCCGGCAUCGGCCCGUGCCCAGGAGAAAGGUAGCGAACAAUGGAGACGAGGCCCAUGUGGUUUAUUGUGCCCUCUCUCCAUCAAAGCGCUCGCGAAAGGCCUCGGCCAGAAGCAGCCACGAGGUGCUAGCGAGCAGAUGGAACAAGUAGAUCAAGCUGUGGGGGAUUAUUAAAAUGACUGACGAGUCGGUAUCAUCUGAAAUACGGCAUUAUUAAUGCAUGAGUCCCGCUAUUUUGCCUUUGCCCUUGAACCUGUCUGUUUCAUCAGUAACCCAGAGAUUAGAAUAGACAGGAAAUGUCACAGCGAGGCUGCUGGUCACUGCAUUACCUCCAAAGGUCUAAAAGGUACCGACGGCUAUUUAGCGCUUACUUCUCUCAGCAGUUGAAGCACCGCCCCCCUCUUUGAAAAAGCAUUUACUUCGAAGUUUCGAGCACUUGUAUUCGUACCUUUUAUUUGGUUGGUUUUAAGUUUGUUGUGAGUUUUACAUAAGGUACAAUACUUGGCUGGGUGUUACUUGACAUCCACGUUCAGUUUUUUUUUUUUUUUUUUUCUUCCCUGCUUACAAGCCAACGUUUAUUGUUUAAAGCUGUUAUAUCUGUUUGCUGGUGGAUUGGUUGAUUUGUACGUGAUUUGUACAUAUUUCCUUGACCAUGCCAAGCCAGUUCUGUAGGCUGGUAGCAGACAAAAGGACUGUUGUCGGGACUGAAACUUGAUUGCGCUUGUAUAGAUUAAAAAAAAAAACAAAAGGCAAAAAAAAAGAAAAGAAAAGACAAAAGAGACUAUUUCAAUCUCACACGGAGACAAUGAUUCAAAAGUGUUACAAGCACUGGAUAUAAAUGGUAUUUUUAUCAAUUCUGACUAAUGUGAAGCCGUUGUGCGAGGAAAAAAAAAAAAGAAAGAAAAAACCUACAUGAACAAGUCACCUGUUUGGACUCAUGUGAGCACGCCUCACAGUUGCCAGAUUUGAGUCAUUUUUCUCUUGACAUAUUUUGUUUAUUUAUGCAAAGACACGUGAUGAAUGAACACUUUGUUUAAGCUCCAGUGCUGCCUAGGGGAGAAAGAGCAGUAAAACUCGACGGAGAGGCUCGCGUAGUGACUGGCCAACUGAGACACACCGGACUUCAGUAGCACAUUUUAAUGGUCAUGUAUGUUUGUGUUGUAUAUUGUAUUUGAAGCUCUCUAGUGCAUAUAGACAUUUUAUUGUAUUUAUUAGCCAUUAUUGGCUCUAAAAGUGUCAGUAGAACAGAAUUAAAGGACAAUCAGAGAACAAGAAUAAAAACAGUGAAAUUUCAAAAUGGAUUGGAGCUCAAAACAAAGUUUCCUUUUUUAAAUCAAACAACUUCAAAAAAAAAAAAAAAAAAAAAUCUCCAUCUCAUUACAGAUUUGUUUUUUCAUUGUAAAUAUAACAUAGGAAAAAUAGAAUUCUAUUUUUGUUCAUGGAUACUUACUGAAGUAUAAAUUAUGUAUUUUACUUUGUUUUUUCUUUUUUUGUGUGUGUGUGUAUAUGUUUUUGGUCAUUGUACUUAGAAAAAAGAACGAAAUCACAAACUGACAAUUCACUGUACCUCAUGUAGUUGCUGAAUUCACAUCCCUGUUGAUUGAGUAGUAUUGGAGACACGGCUGAGACACCCGGGCAUCUCACUUCCACGUGUUUCAGCGAUGAACCUCGCACUCCAUGCUGAGUUAACCAGCCAUUUGCUAUGUUGUCAGUGCACUCUGUAGCAAAGGACAAGUCUUGAAAUCCAUGUACGUCGUUUUCUUUCUCUUUUACAAAUGUUGAGGUACUUGCUGAAGUUCUAUAAUAAUUGGUUUUGUGCCAAAUUUGAGUGAGAGAACAUGUAAUUGUGGGGCGUGUCGUACAGUACGGCUUCAUCUGAAAACAUAUGUGAGUUUCUCGCUGAGCGUUUUAAUCCAUUGGGGAUGUGCAAAUAUUUAUGAGUUUGUUUUUGUUUUUUUUUUAUGCUGCACAAUGCAGACCCACUCUGUGCAUUUGAGGUUUUCAUACAGUAUUUUUCUCUGUGUUGCUUCGUAGUGUUUAAUAGACCAUUUCCCAUCUAGUCAACAGCAAGUCGAAAAGACAUUUCUUUUAUAAUACAUAACUAUCACUGCCAUAUUAAUGCAAAGUAGGUACAAUAACUGAGGACAACGCUUGGGUGUUUCUACUUAUUUUACUGUAAUGCUUUUUGGUAUGGACUUUUGUGAUGUAUAUUGUGGGAUAGACUUUGUUAAUUUAAUCAGCACAAUUCACUGACAUGCUGGACUGACAUGCUAGCUGCUGUUCAGAAGAGUAAAAUGUUGCUGUCAGGGACAACGUAUGCUGUUGUCAAUGGUACUUUGCUUUUAGAUUUCUGUAGUCUCUCAAGCAACACUGUGUGUGGCUCCUCUGUCGCUAGGUACACUCUUGUUUCGAAUCCCGCUAGCAGCCUGAUAACACUUUUCUUUGAUUUUGUCUUUUGUGUGUGUGCGUGUGUGUGUGCGUGUGUGCGUGUGUAUGUAGAGACCGGUUUCUCAGCAGGUACAUAGACCCAUGGCAGGUAUUAUUUGUUUGGGCGUUAGAGAUAUAGAAUAGUAUCUGUUGCUGCUUUUGGAAAAAAAAAGUUUUAAGUCUAAAAAUGUAAAUAGUUUAUCAUAAUAUCUUGUACAGUCCAGUGUAAAGUUUUUAAUUGAACUUAAAAAGGUUGCCAUCACAUUUGUGUUCACAUUCUUCUUUAUACAGUACAAAAGACAGCUAUUUGCUAAGGAUAUUAUUGUUUAAAAAAAAAGGAAAAAAAAAAAGAAAAAAAGGUACUAAAAAUAUUUUUUUGCUUGGCUUUAGUAUGUAAACCAGCAAGUCAUUGGUUUCCAUGUGCAGUAUUGACGUGAGGUAAACUAAUUAAUGCUACAGUUGUAUGUCCAGAGACCAGUUUUCUCUGUAAUGGUAGUAUUAUUAUUAUAUCAAAUAAAAUAAACCAGAUGAGUGACACAUUUCGGUGUAUUUAGACACCUUAGUGGAUUGUACAAUAUCUAGGUUGUUCUCCCCACAAGCAGCAUUUGGCAUAUUGUAAUGUAACACCAUUUUUACAGUAUAUUCUCAAUUCACUGAUGUACGACAGCAGAUGAGGGUGUUCCUGUCUGUUUGCUUAUUUACCUCAAGAGUUCCUCUUUUUCCAUAAAAGAUAGAGUACACACACAUAUGACAAAAUCGUCUCACCAUCACUCCAUCUUUUGUACUGCUGUUGACACUUACAAAUUAAAGAGACAUUUUGUUUUA
This is a messenger RNA of Labeo rohita (rohu), 8298 nucleotides long. It is a transcript of the gene sox6, whose product is annotated as SRY-box transcription factor 6. The record is from RefSeq and is a predicted model, not a curated record. Gene Ontology annotation, cellular component: nucleus. Gene Ontology annotation, biological process: positive regulation of chondrocyte differentiation; regulation of transcription by RNA polymerase II; central nervous system development. Gene Ontology annotation, molecular function: RNA polymerase II cis-regulatory region sequence-specific DNA binding; DNA-binding transcription factor activity, RNA polymerase II-specific. The coding region runs from base 1069 to 3489 and encodes 806 amino acids. The transcript has 18 exons. Lineage: Eukaryota; Metazoa; Chordata; Actinopteri; Cypriniformes; Cyprinidae.